Penicillium crustosum is the source of this 891-nucleotide messenger RNA. RefSeq lists its product as uncharacterized. Lineage: Eukaryota; Fungi; Ascomycota; Eurotiomycetes; Eurotiales; Aspergillaceae. Bases 1 to 891 code for a protein of 296 amino acids. The transcript has a single exon. The record is from RefSeq and is a predicted model, not a curated record.
AUGCCUGAUAUCCUCAUUGUCAACGACAAUGCUUCCUUCGCUUCAAGUGAUACCUUCUCUACUCAAGACUCGGUAGAGCAACUACGACACUCACUCCGUCGAAGAAACACAGUUGCCAAGCUCACAAGAAGGGUUUCUAAAAGAAUAUCUCAAACAAUCAAAGCCGGAGUUCAAGAGCAUACGCUGAGCGAAAAGAAUCUCAAAGAUCUCCAUGACACAACAGAUAUUGAUCCACACAACCUAUGCUCGUCACCUCAUCAAGUUCAUGAUGUUAAAACAUACGACCCUAUUCAUGAAACCAUCGAAGAGGAAUGCCCUAUCUUCGACGUGGAAGCAGCAAGAGAGACGCGUCUACAUCAGUCAUACGCUACCUUCUGUCAAAACUUUACGCUAUCGGGAACAACAAAGAUGAGUAGGAAGUUCGACUUAUCAAUGGGAACGGAGUGGGCAGAGGAACAUACACAGUCCUCUGGCACAGGUCCAAAUCUCAAAAACAACGACACAUCUGAAUUUUUUUCAGGUUCUCAUGCCUAUCCCGAACACAUACCGGUCCAUUCAAGGCCCAGACCAAGUACAGUCGCAUUCCCAAUAUCAUCCCCAUCAACGGAUCCUGAAGAUAUACCUAUAUCACACUCCGCAACUAUCGAAAAUUCUUCUUCGAGAUAUCCAGUUGAAGACUUCAACGGGAUCAACUCAGGUUUUGAGACAGCACCCAAUUCCAAUUACCCCCAACCACCGCCUCACGUCAUUACCCCAACCGUCUGGAUGGACAUGAAGCGCGACGAGCGAGAACGCAGAGCAACUCGUCGUCAAAGACUCCUAAAUCCAUUUCGGUCGUGGUUUAUGACAAGUCAGCCAGCGUGGGGACGGAGACAGGAAGUGGUCAAAUGA